AUGUACAUCGGAGGUCGUCAUAUCCUCUUCUGCCUGGUAGCCAUGGCCAGCUUUUUGGCAAGUACCGAGAGUGCCGGUUGCCAUUCAGCUCCACUCCAUGGAAUCAGCUUUCCUGCUAGAUUUCCAGGUGCUAGAACUGAGAUGGUUGCGAGCUUGGAAGAAACAGCAAUUGCCAGUGCUAAGAGGAAACUGGAGGCCAAGAUGAUCAUUGCUAAGGAGAAUCUAGCCCCCAAAAAAUCUAAAACUAAGACUCCAUUUUUUUGCUGUGCCAAACAAAUGGCUGAGACAAUUAUUCUCCUACAAAGGAACUUGGCAAUUGAGAAGUCUAAUNAUACUAAAACAACUAUUUUUGUGAACGUAGAUAGAAUAUCUAUUGAACCACGAAAAUAA
Molecule: messenger RNA, 390 nt
Organism: Ilex paraguariensis (yerba mate)
Lineage: Eukaryota; Viridiplantae; Streptophyta; Magnoliopsida; Aquifoliales; Aquifoliaceae
Source: the annotation of a GenBank genome assembly